Symbiodinium natans is the source of this 1584-nucleotide messenger RNA. The record is from the annotation of a GenBank genome assembly. Lineage: Eukaryota; Dinophyceae; Suessiales; Symbiodiniaceae.
AUGCGGCGCGUGUCUUACGUGGUCCCCGUCAUCGCUUGGUGCAGGACGGACAAAGACCAGAGACUCCGCUGCCAAGACUUCGGAGGCUUUCACCGCUUCAGGACGGCAUCGGGCCCGGACGGUGAGAAGCAGAAGUUGUCGCAGCGUCUCAUCCAGCACACGGACUUUGUGUACCGCUGCCUAAGCAAUGGGCAGCAGCUGGAAGACGUUUUUACUAUUGGGAAGGAGCUCGGCUUGGGCGCCUUCGGCACCAUCUACUUGGCUCAACACAAGGUACUGGGGCCAGGAUUCAAGUUUGCAGUCAAGAAGAUCCGAAAGUCCGAGACCGACAGCAAGUUGCAAGAGCUUCUGAUGAAUGAAAUCCACGCCUUGAUGGACUUGGACCAUCCGAACGUUGUGAAGCUCGUCAGAUACUUCGAUGAAGGAAGUUACAUGUACCUCGUUUUCGAGCUGUGCGAAGGCCCCGACUUGCAAACACGGCUCGAACAGGAAGGCCGGGUUGAGGAGAAGGAGGCUGCAACCACUAUGCGGCAAAUGCUUGCUGCAUUGAAGUGCUGCCACGAGCACUACAUGGGGCACUUUGACGUGAAGCCGGAGAAUUUCAUCUACCGCAGCACGGACAUGACGAAGCUAAAGAUGAUCGAUUUGGGACUGGCCUCACGAUUCAAAAAGAGUCGCAAAGAGAUCCGUGGAACAAGCGCCUACAUGGCGCCAGAGAUUUAUGAUGGCUUUUUUGGGCCGGAAGCAGACAGCUGGGGGUGCGGCGCCGUUUUCUUUAAUCUGCUUACAGGCAAACCUUUCUUUCCACCCAUGAUGGGUGAUGACGACAUCAAAAUUCUUGCCAAAGACCGCAAGUGGGUUCGAAAUAGGCUUCGAGUUCUUCGCGAUUCAGGCUUAUCCAAGGAAGCGAUCGACCUCGUCAGCAGACUAAUGCGCCACGACCGCCACUUGAGGCUCACUGCACGGGAAGCGCUGCAACAUCCCUUCUUCACGCUGCAUAGCGAGAAGGAGGCGGCUGAGGCACUCCGCAAACACAACCCUGAGUAUGCAGAGCUGGACCGCGAAGCACAGGAGAUCUUGGACAAUUUGGUGGAGCAUUUCACAGACUUUGCAGCGCAGCCGGUUCUCAUCCGUGCAGCUGUGCUAUUGAUGGCACAUGUCGGUGCCUACAGCUUCAAGCAUGCUCGGCCGCAACGCGCGGCCUUCACCAAGCUUGACAGGACGGUCAGCGGUGGCCUGUCCAUGGAGGAACUCGAGUCGUUCUACGAAGAAAGCGGCACGCCCGUGCCAGAGAUGCUGGAGACAGCCUUCAGCGGUGUGGAUUUGGAUGACGACGGUUAUAUCACCUACAUCGAGUUUCUCUCCGCCACGCUGCCGCGCAAAGCUCGCGGUGAUCGGAACUUCUGCCGCCGUGUUUUCGAGAUAUUGGAUCGGAAUCGCGAUGGAUUCAUUGAUGCCUCUGACCUGGCACAGGCCUUUUACUCUGGCAAGGAUGAGAAAGGCGUUUGCAGUGAAAGCCUAGCAGAGAUCUGCGACGGACAACUGAGCUGGAAGGAUUUCUUUGAACUCAUGCAGAAGUCCUAA